Molecule: messenger RNA, 22488 nt
Organism: Xyrichtys novacula (pearly razorfish)
Lineage: Eukaryota; Metazoa; Chordata; Actinopteri; Labriformes; Labridae
Source: the annotation of a GenBank genome assembly
AUGGAUAGCCCAAGUGGCCCCAGGCUUGGGAAGCUGUCCUCAUCAGGGCUGCCAAGGGGCCGGACCCUAAAGCACGGACAUUCCCAGGAGCCUGUGAGACCCACACCGAGCCCUGAAAACAACAAACAUAGUGAGUGAAUUAAAAACUGUCUUUUUAGAUCUGUGCUAUGGGAAGAUUUUGUUGCGGAUGAUUACAGGAAAAAGUUUUGUUUGCUCAUAACUUAACACAUGCGUGACAGGAGUUGCUUUUUGUCUCCGUUGGACUCUAGGGAUUCCGAGCUAGCAUGUCUCUCAAGGAUCAGAUCAACAAGUAUACAAAGUGUGGCUGCUGCAGUUUGUUUUAUUCUUUUUCAUGAAUGGAUUACACUUGAGUAAGAAACAAUGAUUUGCCCAGUCUUGAAUGUAACGCUACCUCUUGCACCACAAAAAAGAGCCUGGAAACUACAAAAUUUUCCCUCAGACUGCCUUACAGUGAGAAAAAAACCAAACAAACAAGUUGUGCCAAGUUCUGACAUGAGUGAAACCCCCAGCCAUCUGGACCGAGAAGGAAGAUUUUUUUUUGGAAAAGAGAGGGCCGGACUGGGUAAUAAUGUUGCAAUCCAAUAACCGACAGAUCGUCAUGACUUUGUUAAUGGAGUGAGGCAGACUUGGAAAAAAAAACUGGGGCUGUUGCUAGUUUGACCCAGUUGUUUUGGUUGCUAGAAAAUAGCUUCUCAUGCCCAGACACUGAGCACCAUCACAAGGGCUAGGUGCUUCAAUUUGUUUUCUUUCUUUGUUAAUAUGCAGCCCUGAAGGCUAGAUUUGCAUUCCUGUGUGGGUGCAUGCAUGAGUCUAUGUGUGUGUGUGCAUUUGUCGAGCAUAUUUUGCAAGACAGAAGCCUUUUUAUUGGAUUGUUUUAAUGUUAGGUUUUAUCUUCCCAACUAGUCGAAGUUAGAAGCACAUCACAAGCUAAAUGUAUAGACUUCACCUUCUUAUUAUAUACAGGCCGCCAACUGAUGUGUUGUUUAUGCUCUUAAAGAAUUUAUUGUAGCAGAGCCGAGUGUAUUUGAAUGACAGGUUUUUCUCUCGCAGCCUCUCGGAGUCUUAUGUUUUAUAGAUUUUCUUUCGACACUUUAUUACUCAAUAAACAAGAUGUGCUUAUAAAUCAAUCAAGUCGCUAGUAAUCUCUGAGCUGAUCAUGGGGAGACCGAAGCUAUAAUUGAGAGCAGCAAUCUUGGCGUCGGUUCACUAAUGAGCAACACUGAUGAUUGUGCUCAUGCUAUGUGUGUACAUGCGCUUAUAAGUCUAUAUUAGGCGAUGGCUUGGCUGUGGUUUUUACGGGACUUUUUGUGGUAACGUGACACCAGUUUUGCUUGCCGGUUUCGUUUUCUCUCCUCGCAGUUGAUCUCCUUUGAUUCUCAUCAGAGCGGUAAUUAUAUCUGCGUUUUAUACACAGCUAAUCUAUGCUAAGAAGACUGUUCUUGAGGAAAGCUUCCAGCACGUCUUUUGACUGCACUAGAAAGGAAUUUUCAAUCUUGCUGUGUCGGAGUCGAACCAUUGUCUUGUUUGGCUGGAAAGUUGCUCUUAUCUGGAACGUUACCAGGGGUUUCCCGAGCCUUAAGAGAAGCUUAGUGGGUGCAAUUGCCAGUGGACUAAGUUUUUUAUGUGAUUAUGGGGUUUUGAAGAUUCUCGAGGAACAUCCAGCAAACCUGAAGGGGAAACGCAAGACGUCUGGAAAAAACAGGCAGAGACUAGAGUAACACUAGGAAUUGAUUAAGACACAAAGCAGAGCAUGGAAAAUGCAUGAGGAAUCAACAUUUUCAUUGCAGAGCGGCUCCUUAUUACAGUCGCAUUUGUAUUCCCAAACAGCCUCACCGUGGCUUGUUUGAGUUAUGUUUCACUCAGAUUUGGUUAUUGCUAAAUGAAGACAGCAAUCAUUGACUUUUUGUAAUCACUUCGGUAAAACAUCAACCACACCAGCAUCAGCAAACAAACCAUUACCUUAAACUUGCCUCCUUAGAUUGUCUCUCAUCAGUGACCGGCUUUAGCUCUCGAUAGAUGAGGAGGAAUGCUCCAGUGCUAAUCAUAAUGAGCCUGGCGCUAGCUUGUUUAUCCCAAGAGGAGCUGUUAGCCUCAGUUUGGGGAGGCAAUGGCAUCGAUAUCUAAAGCUCCCUGUGGAGUUUUUCAGAGCUCAGUCCAUGACCAUUGUACACAGAGUGAUCUUUAAAUAACCAGGUUCCACAUGAUCUGCCCUCUUCCCACAGUCGUUUCUUAUUCUGUGUUCAAUAUUCCCUGAUAGUUUAGACCUUCACACUUCUUGUUAUUAUUAAUCCUCACACCGAUUGAUGAAUGUCCUUGUCAGAAACUUUUGCAUGAUGUAAGAAUGAUGAAAUCCUGUCUGGCCGGGGCUAUUUUUUCUCUUUUUGUACUGGUGGUUUCCUGAAAUCCCUGCAUGCUUCUGGAAACAAAAAGUGCAAAUUGAGUUUGUCUGCUUUCCUAGAGCAGUGCGGUUGAGCUUGUCACAAUGCCACACCAGACAACUCGCAGGAAAGGAUGUGGUCCUUGAGGGUGGCUCGCUCUCGCUUGGUGUUCCUGCUCUCGCAUUAUGUUAUCAGAGCCUUGGUUUUGUUGUAUUUUACUGCUUAACAUCCUACAAUGAAAGUAUUUGGAAAGAACUAAUGCUAUUCUGCCAAAUGCUUCAGGCAAGCCUGAAAUUAGGCCCCAUUCUCCAAACAUUAAUGCAAGAAUAAAUGAGUGGAGGCUAGGCGAUUAUGUGUGCGUGUGUGUGUGGGAUCAUCCUCCUUCCUCAAUGAAGAGUGGUGCAGCACUCGACCUGAACCCAGAAAAAAAACCUCUCUAUUGUGCUCAGGGUCUUCUAGAGGAGAUUUUCUAAUAUGAGCGAGGUCUGAGUGUGACCACAUGUGCAGCUCUUGUUUGUAUUUACAUGUUUGUGUAAGUUUACAUGCAUCUCAAGCGACAGUCCGCUAAUCCGACUGCAGAACCGUCAUUUCAGACCCACAUUUGCAGCCUGCUGACCCUGCAUAUUUCCCUCAGCAGCAAUCUCUUGCUCUUCCCCUCUUUCUAUUGCUUUCUCGCACUUCCUCUCACUGUUUUUUUUUUAUCCCGUUCCCUUCAAAUAACACUCACAUUUCCAUUUCAUGCUCUCUCAGACUCCUCAUGCCUCUUUUAUUUUGCUUGGUAUUAACAGCUGCAGUGAAUAAAAAGGGCCUCCAGUCUCACUAUCUCUGCCAUCUUCCGUUUUAUCCCCCCCUCUUUUUUUUUUUUAAACCCUGUUCACCCCUCUAGCACCCACCACCCCAUCCUAACUCUCCUCACAUCUUUUUAUCUCUCUCAUUUUGUAGCUCUAUCCCGCUGAUGAUUUGAGUCUCCCAAAUUGGAGACUUACCGAGGGAUAAAAUCGAUAAAGAGCUAUAGAUAACGGAUAAUGUUUGUUUUGGGAUGAAAUUGAAUUCUGGUGCUUUUCUCAGCCUGAUGCUGCGUCUCGUUUCGAGGAGAGUCCUUUGUCAUCUUUGUCACACCUUUAUUUGGCAGGCUUGGGGAUGGCAGAUGAGAGGGAGCACAGGGAAAUGGAAGAGGAGAGAGAUUGAGUUGGUGAGUCACAGUCCAUAAGGAGGGCACUGCAAACAGUCUGGAGCAGGCAUUGUCUGUCUGGCUUGCAUAUACUGUGUGUGUUGUCGCAUAAACACAUGCCUUUUUUUUCUUUUCACGGCUACGGAUAUAAGCUCCGUGUGUACACCACAACAUAUCUGAGUGUAGAAAAGCAAACUUCUUCCCAGCCAGAUUCCCGUUUAAAAAUGUUUCUUUCUCCACUUUCAGUUCAGUCGUACGCCCCGUACCCUGAGGAUCCACCGGUCACAUAUGUGGCCAGUCAUCCGAAGCUGUUGUGAUUGGAUGUCACCAAACAUACUACUGGCCGUGAGCCAAAUGGGCAUCAGGCAAUAGAUUAGGUUUCCAAUAAUAUGAAGCAUGCAGCUGAUGUGGAGGGCUGUAAAAUCAAUACAGGUCUGAAGAGGCUACUGAGGCACAGUGAAUUAUCAGUUUAUGUAGCAGGACCAUCCAACACAGGCUUUUUUCUAUUUUGUACGUUUAAAUGUGGUUUAACAGUGCGAGUAUACACGUUGGCCACAACAGGGCUUGACAGUGCGACCGUUUCACUCUUAUUUGUGAUUAAAAAUAGAUGUGUGCGAUUUGUAAAAUGUAUUUAGGGGCACAUGUGCGCAGUUUUUUUUCAUGUAAAUACCGCAGUGAAGUUAGUUUUAGGUUGGAUAUUCGACAGGCAUUCACUGCGGAUCUGCCGGUGUCUUCUCACUCUCUAUAACCGGGAAUAGCAACAGCAGCGCGGUUAAAUCUACUUGGCAUCCUCGCUGUCAACAUCUGGUGUUGAAUAAGGGACCGUCAAUAAAUCAUCGGUUGAUGUUCUCAGAAAAGGCUGUUUUCCUUCAAUAGCUUCCUUGUCAUGUGACCAAUUGACCUGAAAUUGGUUUUAAAUAAUAGUACAUAUGUCGACCAAUAAGACAACAUUAUUUGAUUAAUUUUCAUCAUGCCCUUAAAGUUCUUUGUGUGCUCCUUACUUUUUCAACUAAGGACUGUGGUUCUCAAUCCAGUCCUUGAGGCCCACUGUCCUGCAUGUUUUGGAAGUUUCCCUGCUCCAACACACCUGAUUCAAAUGAUUAGCUCGUUAUUAAGACAUUCCAGAGCUUGAUAACGAGCUGAUCAUUUGAAUCAGGUGUGUUGGAGCAGGGAAACAUCCAAAACCACUGACUUAGGAGCACCUGAGCUCCUUGUGAAAGAAGUUAGUGUCAAGCCCUGCGAAAGUCUGCCACUGAAAGAGACCCACGUAUUUUAGUUCAGACGAGAGAGGAUGUCACUGUGGAUUUCUGCUGAGGAUGUUCACAUGGACUGUGCACCAGUCAACCCUGUUUGUCAUUAAGUUAUGAGGCAGUAUAAACCUGUGAUUAUCACCCAGCUGUAGUAGAUACUUGAUUAUUAUCAAUCAAAGCAACACUUGGGACAACCUGAUCACACAUGUCAUAUCAAAUCAAUCUGAGGCACAUUUCAACUUUCAACUGAUGUGAGAGCAGCCUGAGGAACCAUCUCUGAUAUGCAAAAGCAUAACAAGAUCCUUUCCUGCAAGUCAGGAAAUAGCACCAGUGCUGGUAAAUGUAUCGUUAAGUUUCAGAUUCCUGUAAAAUAACUUAAACUACUAUUGAUUAUUGAUACAAUAACGAAAGUGAAGGUCGUGACAUCUGUGUCAUAUAUGCUCAGAGCCUCAUAUGAAUAAAAAUCUGUCAUGAAAGCAUCCUGCUGUAUCAGUACAUCAUCUUUAAAUUCACUUUGAGUCAGCUUGUAUAUUUUUUUUUUUUAGUGUAAUCGGGUUGUAAGUGUAACAGCACACAGUUGGUAAUGCAAACAAGAACCAGUGAAUUCACCAUUGGUCAAUGCGAGUAUCAUUCAAAUUAACACUGUACACUGUUUGUGUUACACUUUUGGCAAAAUUCUCAUCUUUCUAACAUGAAAUAUGAGGUCUACAUUCGAUACGUUUGAGCGGAUGGACUUCGUCAGGUUUGUAACUUUCUCAGUCUUUGCAUUCAGUGGUUAAAUCAGCUCUUUAUCAUAUGUUCUGACUAACACAAGGAGGCCGGCAUCAUUACUACAUGGUAAAAAGGAAAACCAAAUAUGUGUCAGUUAUCUUGUAAUGAGUUGUACCUUCGUUGUCAGUGUCUCAUGUUCAUUACUGGUUAAGUUAAACGCUUUGAGCCGUUAUGUGACAGUUGUAGAAUCACAAAAAAGUCGGAGGCAAGUAGGUUGACAGUUUCUGGACUUGCAAAAGUAACCAUGAGCCACCCAUUCACCCGUCACCUCUCAUUUUUACUCUUAACUUCCUGAACGAAAGCCAUGUGUACAACUUUGACGCUUUCACAUUAAUUCAGUCUCGUAGUAGAAUAAAAGGAGGUUUAAUUAAAAAGUAAAUGUAUUCUAGUCUGUUUGCAGCAUUCAUUUGGAAAAAAGAACAUUUUUGUUUACAUCUUUGUGCAUGUCAACAAGUGUAACUAUGGAGAUUUGCAGAGAAACACGGUUACAAAGAAAGAGAUAGAAAGAGAGGGAGGGCAGGAAGAGAGAAAGAGAGCGAGAGAGAAAAAACAAAGACGCAGAGUGAGAGCCAGAUUUAAGAGAGUCUGGUUUUCUUUCAGUUAGUCAGUGUCUGGAUAGCACGACUGUUCUGGUGCCGCCGCUCCUCCUCUCUUUCUCUUUCUUCUUCUUUUUCUUACUCACUGUCUGGAAUCAGGCCUGAGUGGGGAGGCAGUAUGGGGACGUCUCCAAAGAGAGGUGUGUAUAUGAUGGGAAGAUUCCUACUGUGGGAGUGAGUGUUUGUGUGUGGAAAGGAGGAAAGAAAAGGAAGGAAACCAUAGUGCGAGAUGAAAUAUAACACAUGAGAAAAAAAGGAAGUAGUAGUAGGAGGAGAUGUGUGAGUGGAGUAGACGCUGAUAGAGAAUGUGUAAGAGAGGCAAAGUUGUGAAGUAGUAAAAGUAAAACCACUGAAUCGAAAGAUGAAAGUGGAGGUAACAGCUCCAGAAACGUCCAGGGUAGCUUACACAUCAAGCAGAUGGUUUCAUUGUCGUUGUGUUCACUAUGCAGAGUGUCCAGGUGUAUCAGUUUCUCCCGUUAUUGUCCGUUGAGAUUAAGGAAGUAGGAAUACUAUGUCUUCUUCUUCUUCUUCUCCAUGGCGUCGUGUCAGCAGUGAGGAGUGGUGUUUGUAUUUGUGUGUGUCGUCUCUCUGAACUACAGUAUGUCCAAACCCUACUGUGCAGACACAGACAAAGGCUCCUGUGUGAGUAUUUGUCGAGGAAAACAAAUGACUGUUCUAUGCUUGCGCCUGUGUGUGUGUGUGUUUGUGGAUAAUGUGUAUUGUGUUAUGUGUAUGUGUGUGAGUGCACCCUUGCACUCAGGGGGAGGCAGUUGCAGGCGUAGCUAGGAGAACUCAGAGGUUAUUUGAGAUCAUUAGGCAGCUGCCAGCACUCCUGGGUCCUGAAUCUUCUUCUUUUCUCCUCUCCUCUGUCAGGAUUAGUGUACGCAGCAACAGUUGCAGACAGCUGGGAGCGAGUCAUACUCUGACAUUAGUUGAACAGCUGUUUUAUCCCCACGGCCUGUGCCUGAGAACAUGGGCUUUAGACUUGACACAAUGGGCCUGCUUUGUUUCAUACCAAGACAAUGGCUGUGAUUGCUCCAGCGGCGUUGUUGUUGCGUUUCCAAACUCGAAGAUACCGAACACAUUUUGUUGCGUCCGCAUAUUCCACCUCAGGAAAGACAUCGUCUGCUGUUUUGUGUUUAUCUCUUACUGUAAAUUUCGCACCUGCUCAUGCUUUAGCUCGCGUGCAAACUUUCCCAUUCGCACAGCAGGCUCCUAUAUCUGGGGCUAAUUGUUCUGCUUUUGCAGGGAAGAGGCCUCUGAUAGUGGUAACUAAGACAAGACGAUCUUAUUCCCAUAGCAACAAGAACAAAUCUUUCCCAAGUGCUGAAUUCAUUAAUUAUGCCUUUCUUUUUUACAAGACCUUUAUUUUCUAAGACAGGAAUUAGAAUGCAUGCUCAAUUUCCUCCUCAGCACAAGAGCCGCACUGCCGACUGCAUCACCUCUCCAGCUGCUACCCAGACAGCUAAUAGAGAAAUGCUCCAUCGCCUGGAGAAUAUUAAUACACCCAUAUCUAUGCACACGCAUCACAUCCACACACACACAUAUAGUGGUAAUGGCUUUGUGUGCUUAUUUGUGUGUAUCAGUGUGUGCUUUUUAUGCAUAUGUUUACACCUUGUGCUGUAGAGUAUUUUCAAACACAGCCAGCAAAUCUGCGCUACUUCUCAUUCAAUCUCAUUCAGACUCGACUUAUUUUCCUCCGACCUUAUUACAGGGAAUCUGAAGUAAAAGAUUACAUAUAAUCUGCCAGACAGUGUUUGAAUGAAAAACAAGAGAAAACAAAAAAAGGUUCACGGUGUAUGAUGGGGAAUAAAAGCAAGUGAAAUGAGCCGGGGAGAUCAUUCUAACUCUGUUUUUUUUUUUUUUAGACAGAGAUGUCCUUUUGCCAGCGUGACCUCUUUUUGUAUGAGCAACCAUGGCAGGAAGUCAGUUCAUUUAUUUGAUGGAAAAUCCUCCAACCAUUAGUAUAAUCCUGGUAGGCUUGGAGUGCCCUGAUCUAGUUUGGAACCCCGGCUGCAGGAAGCAUGCACGCAUCCUGCCGCUACGUUUGCAAGAGAGCGAGCAGUUUGCAGAUGCAACUCCUGUUUUCUUAUUUCGAAGUUUAUCUAUGCUGCAUUUCCGAGGACCGUCAAGCCUAUUUUAAGUAGUUUUACUCUGACGUUUUGAAAUGUGUCAUCUGAAAAGGCUUCCAGCAGCAGCAGCCUUCCUCCCGCUCGCCUUGUUUCUGCUGCUGUCCAACCCUUCCCAGAUCAAUUCAGAGCUGAAAAGUAGAGAUAAAUCACUACAGCCUCAGCUCCCACCUGCACCACUGUCAUUCAGUAUUGCUUGGUCAGAGGGAGAAGUCAUCUGCCUCUGCAAUUCUCUCCCCUCUCCCUCAGCAUCCUCUGCCCUCCUCUCUGUCACCCCCUCUUUUCACUCCCUCCCUCCCUCUUCUUCUUCUUCUUCCACAUGCAUACACAGCUCUCCCCAUCUUCCCUCCCUCUCUCUCAAGUGUGGAGAAAAUAGAGUGCAGGGCUGAUAGUGCAGAGGUCUAAUUGUAGCAGAGAAGAGAGCAGUAAUGAGGCAGUGCGCUGCCCGUCUGCGGAAGUUCACAUGGAGAGAGAGAGAGAGACGAAGAAAAGGGGGGCUGCUGGCAGGGAAAAAGGAAGGAAAAGUGAGAAAGCUAGCGAUGGUUUGAGAAAAGAGGGAAGUGGCAGAAUGAGAGAUGGAGAGAGCGAGCAAUAAGAGAGCAGGGAGAAAAAAAGCAAGAGAGCUGAGGCAGUCGGUCUGCUGUGUGCUGUGUCAGAGGUUCACACAAGCACUGGCAAUUUAUAGCUGAUCUAUUUGGCUCAACAGAAGGCCUUUACCCACAUCGCACUGUCUCUCUUUAUCACACAGACUUGUUCGACACAGGCACUCUCUCUUUCUCUGUCCGUCGAAAAAUCAAACCUUCUCUUUCAGCUUUCAAACCCACUUUUAGACAUGUAAAUGUGUGCGUAUUUGCUCUGACAAGAUAAAGAUAUUAAGUUGGAUAUUUACGAACGGUUUAAUAAAGGUUAUUUGCGAGUUCAUGCUUUCGAGGAAGCGGGUCUGCACGCACCUAAGGCUCCUGGAUCAUAAUAUUACACCCAUCAAUAACAAGUUCUAUUUCAUUAAAGUGAAGCGUUUGCAGCACUCAGGUUUUCUCUCUCCGUUUUUUUUUUUCCAGGUCCGGUGUGUGAUGAGCAAGCAGAGGGGAAGAGGAAAGGCCGUCCUAAAGCAGAAGUGCAGGAACUGAGAAGCAUCCCUGUGAGUGUCUCUUUUUGAACCGAGUGGGUGUUUGAAGUGGGCUUCAAUUUUUUCCUGCACAGAGUAGGCAGUGUCCCGCGAAUUUGCACUAUAUACGGUACAGUAUAGCGCUAAUCCGUGCCUGCAUUAAACUCUCUCUUCCUCACCCCCGAGCAGGCCCAUAUGAUAGUACAAUGGAAGGAAGAGUUUAAGCGCCGCUCCAGGGUUAAGUGUCCGUGUUCGGGCUGCUGGUUAGAGUUUCCCAGCAUCUAUGGCGUCAAGUACCACUAUCAACGCUGCCAGGGGGUGAGUCACUAACCUCUGUUUUUUCCUGCUAGGAGGCUAUUUCUAACACAUGCUUUACUGUAGAUCUAUACAGUUUAAAUAUUGAGAGGGACCUAAGCAGUCAGUGAUAAAUUACCCAUAAUGGCAGUGGGAAUCAAAGCUGGAUCAUCCGGAGAAUUUUUGAUGCCCACACCCUAAUUAUUCAGAGAUUUCCUGAUGUUUUAAGAAUAUGAUGAGUUAUCCGAGGGCUUCUGUGAACAGCUACUCACUGUCGUUUCACUUUGCGUAGGAAGGAAGCUUGACUCUAAAUCCCCCCUCUCCUCAUGCCUCUCUUUGUGUCAGGCCACCGUAGCUGAGAAGCUGAGUCACGGCUGUCCCUACUGUGAGGCAGUGUUCGCCACAAAGGUGCGCUUGCAGAAGCACAAGCUGUGGAACCACCCGGACAGAGUGAGCGUGGAGCCCAAGGACGAGCAGGCGAAGCUUCAAAAGAACCCUGUCAAGUUCAACACCAAGAAAAGGUGAGCGGAAUUUUUAGCCCCAGAUCCCCCUCCCACUCAGACACACAUAAUGACGUUAGUGAUGUCAUAACGCUGAGUCCCGUUCGAUGUGUAAAUCCAGGCCCAUGGAGAACAGCCCCCCCUCUCCGGUGUUCUUCAAAGUGAAAAAGAUCCACGAGGUGUCCACGCCCUCUCAAAACGGAGAGCUCGCUCACCAGAAGAGUGAGAGGAAACAGCACAGCCAUAGCCAGCCUUCACAGCAGAGUCACCAGGCCCAGCCUGUCCAGCUCCAGUCCCAGCACUCGCAGUCCCAAAGCACGUCCUCCGACGCAGGGGGGAGCGAAAGCGAAGGGGGCAGCCUUCCCCCUUCUUUCCCCGAUGAAGAUCCGGAGAGAAUGAGGCACAGUAAGAUUACAGAAUAUCAUUCAUAAUGAAGAAAACAAGUUCUCAGUGAUGUUUGGGCUUUUUGUGUUUGACCGUGCCCGUGCUUUGGUGGUUUCCUCUCGGGCUAGGACGGAAGCAGAAAACGCCGAAGAAGUUCACUGGAGAGCAGCCGUCUAUAUCUGGAACAUUUGGAUUGAAAGGUAAAGACGAUGAUUACUUGUUUCAUCAAAAAGUCAGAAUUGAAUAAAACCCACAAUUUCACUGUCUUUUGAUCUGCACUCUGCUUAUACGACACGCAAUCUGUCAUAAACAUGUGGUUUUGGCUCCUUGACAUAAAGAGAGGUUAAUAUGGGGGAGCUCAGAGAUUCAUGUCUACAUCUGUCUAAAAGUCCUUACUCACCGGGAAGGACGCAAAUAUACAACGCUUAAUUACGAAAUAUUUGGAGGUGAAUUUUGAUGCGUCUGACUAUACACAUCAAGCGCAAUUCGAUUUUGCGACUUUCCAGGGGGAAAAAAGACACAUCCCAAGUGGAAGCGAGAAGACUGACACAACAGCAGACUGACUGUUUUUCAGUUCUGAUUAGACACUAGUGUUGAGAUGGCUGUAUGUCAUGAUAGCAUGGGGCCAGUCGGGGUCGGGGCCAGUACCAGAUAAGCACAUUAAACUAUAAUCCAUAAACGUAAGGUAACAACCGAGACCUAAUGGUGCUGUGACAGCAAAGCGAUUGAGUUUGAGACAGUGAAAAUACAUAUGAUAGUUGUAUCUGAACAGGUUAGCUUACGAGCUAAAGUUGAUUAGCACAGAUGAAAGUUAAAACAAAGACGUUUAGCAAACUGUUAAAGCACACAAACCAUCGUCAUAUGAGAAAUCCGACUCUAUGACUCUCCACAAGUUGUCCUUCAGGUCGUUAUCUUUGUAAUAUUUGUGUUUUUUAUCAGAAAGCACUCUGCUCUCCGACACGUAAACAAUCAGCCGGUCGGCCAUGUUGGAUAUACUGGUGAAUCUGACGUCGCAACAACAUGCAAUCUGAUUGGUCAGAAGUGGACACACAGUAUGCAAAACUUUAGAAAAUUCGUCCGUGAUCCGAAAAAAUGAUUGCCGCAAUAUCGCAGGAUGGGAAAACAUCGCUGAUGUGAAAGCUUGUAUUGACAGGAUACUGGUUCGAAAAAAAUAUUGACGUCUAAAGUAAUCGCACGAAAAAAACAGUCCCGGUGUUUAAGGACCUUUAGGCCCAACCGGAAGUCGUACGUUACUGUUGCGGAUAAUCACCCCAAAUUUCAUAGAAAAAAUCCUCACAGUUGUCCUCUGUGAUCAUAUUAAGAGGAUAAAUGAAGUCGUGAAGUAGGUCUUGUUACUUAAACUGAUUCAUCAUUGAUUACUGGCAACACAGCAGCAGUCACAGGGUCUCUACUAUGAAUCACAGAAUGAUAUGACCAUCAGAGGGCAGCCUGUACGAGGGUAUUAGAAAAGCUUUACUAGGUGAUGCGAUUGAUGAUUUUGAAUGCUUGUGAAUACUCCCUGCUGCUGCUGCUCCUGCUGAUCAAUGAAUCUGGUUCACUAACUCCUAACACAGCAGCUGUAGAGGUGUUUCAUAUCUGGCUAAGUGAAUCAGUGACUCACACCAACCACACAUCUCAUACACACAGAUUCUUGUCUCUCUCUCUUUCUCUAUUUCUGUGUCAUUCAAAGGCUGGAAAUGUCCAGUGACUCAUAAAGUGUAUACUGGGCAGUAAAAUACUGUCAUUAUGUAUCAUUUUGUCUUUUUAUAUCCAGUAUCAGCUUUCUUUUUGUCUGUUUUUCUAGCCGUCAGCACUGUCCUUGAUCUGUCGCUCUCACUGAACACAGAAUAUUUUCAAAGGGAAUCUUAAUUAUCAACUGUGAGCGUUUGUUUUUUUUAAGAAAAUAUGUGUGUCCGUGUGUUUUCCAGGUAUGACUAAAGUGGAGGAGAAGCUGAAGGCGGGUCGCGCGAAGAGGUCAGAGGGGAGUGGGGUCAGCGAGGAUCCUCAGAGAAGAUCGACUCCAAGUCAGUCCUCGAAGAAAGAUCCUGCCACGACCAGCUCUGGUGAGCUUCUUGAUCUUUUCAUUUUUUCCUUAUCGUGAUUUUUUUUAAAAGUCGGCCUUUCGGAGUAAAUCAUGGCAACGCUAUUCUGUGUCUAUUUCUUAGGUGCUGUUGCUGACACUCAGUGGCAGCGAACAAUCUCAGACAGAGGUGAAGUCGUGUGUCCCACUUGCUCCAUCGUCACCAGGAAAACAAUCCACGGUCUCAAAAAACACAUGGAGAUUUGUCAGAAGGUCAGUGGGCGAUUCGGCUAUCCAUCACAUUAGCAGUACGGCUUUUGUCCUAACUUCUGUCCCAGCUUGUUUUGAAUAACUCUAAAAUAUGAGCCCUUUAAGACUGAUAGAUACAACACAAAUGCUAUAGUUAAAGGUCUGGAUCUGAGGAAAUCUUGAAUGUAAACACUACCCCUCCCAACUAGUUUUCCCCGCAGCUCCUCCUCUCCCCUCCCUCUCUGCUCCAGCAAACCCCGCCCACAAACAGAGGCUUGUCCUCGCUCGUAUCGUUCCAAUUAAAUUUAGAUAUAAUGCAGAUAAAUACUUCUUUGGCCCAGUCAACGUGAAAGUAUUGGUGCUACUGUAGAUGCCAACAUACUACCAGCAAACACAAUGUUUACAGGACUUCUAAAACUAGGAUAAAGUGACAUACUCCAGGACCCGAGACUGCAACAUGCAGCAGGUCCCGUUUGACAAGAAACACUUCUGUUACAGACACUCGGCUUACUUUGUUAAAGCAGUUUACCUGUCCAGCAGAAAGGUUACAGGGUCCGGAAGAUCCCAAAGCGUCCCCCACCAUUGUUGACCCGGCUCUUUUAGCUCUUGUCCGGAUGGUCUACCUCCUUUUUAAGCGCCUGUUAUUCCGCCAGAGUCUCCGGUAUUUACUUCAUUUUCUUGCUUGUGUCGGCAGUCGUGGCUAAAAGAGGAUUCAGACAAUUUUCUGUACUUUAUGGUUGGUUUCUGCUGUUUGAUAUUGUAGCACGCUAACUUUGUUUGGGCGCGUGAACGACACGGGGGAGCAGCGUCUGCCUCACAACCAAUCAGGAUGGGGGAAGGCGGGGAAUUGCUUUGUUUACAGUCAGAAAGAGCGGAGCACUAUAAAACUUUAAAAUGUUGACUACACAGACAUAACAAAACACAGCAAUAUCGUGAUAUUACCAAAUGUCAUCAACAACUAAAAGCUAUUGACUGAUAUUAAAAGCUCUUUUGUAUAUACACCACAAAAAAAGAUGUUUCUUUAACGGAUUCCUGUCUACCCCACCUUUAAGGCUGUAUCUUUCUGUAGAGCAGUCUGCAAAUACUGAAUAAAAGAAAAAAAUCCUAAACGUCAAACUAUCAGGUAAAACAUGCCUGAUCCUGUUGGUACUUAGUUUGUUUGGAAAGAAUCCAAAUCUGCAUUUUUUUGUUGUUUUAAAUCUGGAUCAUGAUCUUGAUUUGAACAGAAGCCAAUAUGCCAAAUCCACUGAAAUCCAUAUAUUGCAUUGGAAAAAAAAGUCAGUCUUCAUAUUGACAAAAGUCUUAUUUUCCAUAAUCAUUAUCUAACUGCUUUCCCUUCUGACUAUGAAAUAAAGCUCUCUCUCAACUCAAAGCUGUUAUUUCCUCUCUGGAUAAAAACUUUGACUUCAUCAUUAUUACAUAAUUCCCCUGAAUUCCCUGUUGUGCUCAGUCUUCAUCGUAAUGAUAUUGACUGGAACGCUGUGGAAGGGAAAAAAAAAACACAUCAGGCGCUAUCUGAGUACAGUCAUCAAGUGUUUUCUCAUGUAAUAUUCCUCACUCAUCUGCUCUGAUAGAAAGCAGCUGAAACGAGUUAAGGGAGCAGACAUUGUACACUUCUGCGGUUUGUUUGCAUUGCACUCAAUUGUGGUCUGCCGUAAUAAACAAGAAAGGGGUGAAACACAGAAGAAGUUAAUCCAGAUUCAUUAUAGUGGUCUUUUCAUGAGGACAAAGCAGCUGGAGUGCUGCAGAAGCCCGUGGGCAUUUAGAGAGAUGUGUUCCUACUGCCGUUUCAAUGUUUCCUUGGACCAAUGGACUGAGUGACUCCAUUAAAGUGACAGUCUGCACCGUUAAGCAAUGACUGAAUCACCACAUUACCUUGGGGUCACUCGACACAGAAUCACCUCUGUCUCCAGAUCAAUACAGAGACAAGAAGAGAAAUCUAUGAAAAGGAACAGCGAGUGUUAAAACGGCUUUUCUCGUUCGCAGUUACUCGACUUGUCCUUUGUUCUGUCUGUUAACUUGAGCUGUGCAACAAUAAAAAAAAGAGAAAAGAAACUCCAUUGGGUUACAGAUGAAAUGUUGCUGUUGUGAUGGAACCAAUAAAAAAAAAAUAGGCUGUGUCGCUUUCUAGAAAGAUAAUUUGAUCAUCUGCUCGGCCUCUGCAGCUCCAGGACGCCCUGAAGUGCCAGCAGUGCCACAAACAGUUCAGGUCAAAGGCUGGCCUCAACUACCACACCAUGGCUGAACACAGCACCAAGGUACAUCCUCACCUACACAUGCACACAUGAUAUUUAUGGUUCUUUUUAACCAUACCUGCCACCAUUUGGGUUACAAAAUCCAGGAGAUUUUUGCAGCACACACCGGGCAGUUUUGGGGUCACCUUUUAUGGUGGAUAUGAGCUAAUUAUAAGAGUAUUUGUGAUUAGAUUGCUCAUCCAAAUAAGUGUAAAUAAGUGUAAGACACAGGAACACAUUAAAAACAGGGGGACAUAGAUGGUUCAGUAGAAACAUGAUUAACAGGCCAAGUUCUCACGAGUUAAAAGCCAGGGAGUAAAAGUGCGUUUUCAAAUUUGAUUUAAAAACAGGCAGUGAGGGGGACAGUCCGACGUGAAGAGGAAGAGCAUUCCAGAGCUUAGGCGCAGCGACGGAAAAAGCCCGGUCACCCCUGAACUUUAAACUUGACCUAGGGACAGUCAGAAGGCACUGGUCAGAGGAUCUAAGAGUCCGAGAUGAAGUACAGGGUUUUAAAAGGUCAGAGUGAUAAAAAGGAGCGAGCCUGUUUAAAGAUUUAUAAGUUACUAACAGAAUUUUUAAAUCAAUCCUAAAACGCACAGAAGGCCAGUGAAGAGAGGCUAAAACAGGGAAAAUGUGGUCAUGUUUACGGCGACCAGAUAAAACACGAGCUGCAGCAUUUUGAACAAGAUGUAAACGAUAACAAAUGGUAAUAAGAAUGAUAGCUACGAUACGCCUUGAACCUUAUUUAGUCCACUAAUUUGGGUGUUUAAGUCCUCACAUGUUUUACAUGCUCUCUGAACAUCUGUGCGUGCAAUACAGCACUCUUUUAUCUGAGGCUGCCCUGAACGCAUUGCUUUGAGACAGUGCAAGACUAUCAAUGUAAAUAUUUUAGCUUACAUUUGUUUCCCUUUCAUUGAAGUGUUCAUUUUGCAGCAAACACUGGUUAAACUGACCUGAAUCAUCCUAAAUUGUAAAGUAAAAGUAUCAAUCCAGUGUCUGUGAGGCUCAGCAGAAACACAGGACAAUCUUUGGUUGUCUUGAAACUUUGGACAAAUAUAGUAAUCUGAUUUAUGAAUGAACAUGGACCAUCAAACUACGGAAGAUUACAAAAUUACAAUAUGGGAGGUGGGUCUGAAAAACGGGAGUGUUGGCAGGUCUGCCUUUGACUCUUAACCCCCCUGAUCAAAACAAGUUUUGAGGCCUGAGGGAGUUAAAGUUUCACCACUAUCCCACUGACCCACUGAACUUACAGGGUACUUAGUUACUAGACACACACCCAAGCACUGCAAGCAUUCAGGAGGCGGUCAGACUUGCUUUUCUGUCUCUAUAUAUGGAAAAAACCACAACAAGCUAUUGCUGGUGUUAGCUUCCAUGGUGAUCACGUCCUCUACAUAGUUGUGCAUCUCGAGCCGAGAGAGAAAAUAUUUUAUGUAUAGCAUAAUUAAGUUACCGCAAACUUUUGACCUUUGAGUUUGUAAACUUUUCGACAUUAAAGCUGUCAUUGGUUCCCUUGUCCCUGAAGAGCUCGUAUUUCCUCCUUGCAGCUUUCUUAACUCUGACAGCAGGGAGCUUCAUUAAGAUAUUAUCAUGACACUCCUGCAUUAGAGUAAUUCUAUGAACUUGGCUGAAUAAUUCAACACUGCCUGUUUCAAAAGUAUCAUAAAAGAUUCAUGAGUGUAAGUGCAUCAAACCCGGUAGCAUGUAGCAUGCGUGAUUGUGUUUCUUAAUAUAUGAUAAAAGUGCGCGUGCAUUUUGAUGUUUGUGUUAAGGGACUUUGGGGCGUGUGUGUGUAUAUAUGUCACACUAACAGUAAUGAUAUAUGACUGUGCCAUCUGUGUCAGCCAAGUUACACAGUUUGAUGCCGCCAUUUGUCUUCAGUCUGGACGUGUCGUGCCCUGACCUUGUUGGCAUCACUCCAGUGCAGCAGAGCAAAAAAAAAAGCUGCUUUCUACCGCAUGUGUACUUGGGAGUCUUCUCAGCAGUCCACUUGCAUUUUUCCUGCAAUAUUACUCAGAUCAGAUAAUUAAAUCUUCUGUGACACGCUGAAAGCCUUCAUUGUGUUCAUUGUGUGUUAGUUUGUCAGCGUCUGUAGCUGCUGAUUAAAGGAAGCUUUCAUCAUCUGCAGGUUUGACUUCUGAGAUGACUUACUGUGUUUAAGAAAACUUUUCAAAGCUCAUCAAAAAAAACAUAAUAGACGAAAGAGGAUAUUUGGACACCCUUACAGGCCCUGUAGCAUUUAAGUCACAAGUUAUACACAUGGUUGGGUUUUUUUUGCAUAUCAAUGUGUGUAUUGUCAUAUAUUUUAAAAGUUUAAGUGUGUUCAGGGCUUUUUUUCCCAGAAAGCAGAACACUAACAUCAUUUGAAAGCAUUCUGUCUUUUUAUUUUUAGUGUCAAAUACUCAUAAGCUGUGUUUCCAUGACAUUUCUUCGCAAAAUAAAAGCGAUGUUUAUCAAAUUUCGACAAGGUACAAUUGCGAUUUGCGGGUGUUUCCAUUGAAUGGUGUUCAGUGCAUAAGCGAGCCGUCUGCCUCUCGCGAGCCGUGUUUGAAUGGCCGUUGCCUAGCAAUGAGCUAAACUUCCUGCCCGUGUGACCUCGUAUUCCUUAAGCUUUUUCUCCCUUCUAGCUCCUUGUACAACUCUGCAUUUCACUGUUGUUUGCUAUCAAGGAUGAUGGUUAUAUUUUUCUGUUUUAUUAUUUGUAGAAAUAACUGUCUCCUCCUCCGUCCACACAUACCGCGCCAUCUUUGCUUAACAUGAACUGGUCACAUGACCCGCUACGUCACGUCCUGUGACGUAGAAUUGAGAGAAUAGUGUUUCCAUUACACUUUUGCGAUACACUCCUAUAUCGACACGUCUGAAAAACCACCUCAUGAGAGCGUAAAAACUUUUUAGCAAUAUUUGAGAGGUUUUUCGAAAUUUAGGUGUUUCCAUUACCAGUUUUCUAUUGCGAUAUUUAGGUUUUGCGCAAAUCUACGGAUAAUGGAAACCCAACUAUAGAGUGACACAUUUAAAGAGUUUUUCCAUUAAAAAAUACUUUUUUUGGAAGUGUUCCUAACAUUUAACGUCUGAAACAUGGACUGCACAACAGCUCCUCUGAAGUGAAGCCAAAACUUUUACAGCUCCCCCUGGUGGCUGGAUUAAUUUUGGUUAAAAAAGCCUCCUUCCUCCAUCAGAAUAUUGAUCAAACUAUAAAGUUAAAAUUCAUGUUUCCCUGUCUGAGCAGUUCGUAUUUGUCAUGCUGAUUUUUGUGCAAAUGGUUCAAUGUUAAGAAGAGGGAACACAACGAUAUGAUUGACAGCUCUGUUAGCUCCUGUGGUGAUUUAUAAAAGAGUAUUCAAGUAUCCAGUAGGAGUAUCUAGUGUAGUUUUACUCUAGAAUCUGAAAAUAAUUAAAGUGCAGAAAGAAUAUGUAACUCUCCUCUGUGUUUUUUUGUGAAUCAUUUCCCAGCAGGUUGUUGAAGCUCUGUUUGAUUCUUAUUUGUUUUGAGUUAGACUUUGAACAGACCCCCGUACCAGUGUGUGUUGUCAGUGCAGUCACGUGCCAGAGCCCCAGUGCAGUGUGGGAAAACAAAGAGGGUUGACAGAAAGAGAGGGGGGUCACCCACUGAGUUCGACCUUGAUGCUGCUGCCGUUGCUGCCGUCGCCUCUUCUCACACUUUUUCCUCCUGCGUUGCUCAUUUGGCUCUCUGUAUGUCUGAUAGAGGCAUUAAGAAUACAUGCUGAUGUAGUUUCAUGGUUUUCCCCUCCUGAGUGUAAAUCAAUGGCUGAGCUGGUGUCUGUUCUCUCGCCUGGAGGCCCGAGCAUGAUUCACUUGAAGCUGUGAAGUACUCUGUCAGUAUCUCCUCUCCCUCUUAAAGCUUCGUCUGCAUCUUAGUCGUCUCGGUGCUUCCUCUGCGUGUUAACACAUGAGAAUACACAUGAAGUUCAAUCCUCUGGGAUUCCUCAGUAUGUCCACACUCUCUUGGGUUUCCUGCUCUCCUCCUCUUCCCUCUCCCUGGCAGUCUUGCCAUCUGUUGUUCUGGUCGAGGCUGGGGUUUGGCACCAGUGGAUACUCAAGUGAAAACAUGGGUUUGACAGUUGUCAUAAACACGCCUUGAGUGAAAGCCUCGCCAUGAAUCCAUUUAAUGAUCCUGGCACAGUGUGAACACCCAAGAUGGAAAACACAUUUACAUCACAGUUUUGUUUUUUUAAGUGGGAGUAAAGGGGGGGAGUAUCAUUGGUGGUGGGGAACGUUUAUGUGACGUUGUGUUUGUUGCCCUCAGCCCUCGGGGAGCGAAGGCCAGACGGACGACAAGCACAAUGAGAGAGAAAGGCUGCGCCGAGUCCUCAAACAGAUGGGACGAAUCAAGUGUCCUAGUGAGGUAUGCACUCCACCUUUCUUCCCCGGGUCCCCCUUCUCUUUCCCCUUCCUGCAUUCUUUACAACUUCUUCUUCUUCAUUUCCAAUGCUAAGGCUACUUCUUCUUCCCGUCACAUUUUCCCCUCUCCCUGUUUGCCAGUUUGGAUUCUGCUUCUCCCUUUUCCUCAGGGUCCCUGUAUUUGUGUCCGCCUCUUUUUCCCUUUCCCUUUUCUCCCUUUUCCUUUAUGCCUUGUUCUUGACAUGUUGCCCAAAACCACAUCAACACUCUGCUUCCCAUUACUCACCCAAGAGUGCAAAAGGCAGAGAGAGAAAGAGCUGCAAAAAAUAGACUCUCUGCUGUGACAUGUCCUCACUGUAAAAAAAAAAGAAAAGAGCCAUUUCCUCCCCGUUUUCCUCCGUCUUUUUCACCGUAACCACAAAAUAUUGACUUACUGAAGUAAUGUUGUUCCAUUAAACCUACUCUCUGAUCCACUUACCCAGUUCCCCUGCUCAGUGUGUGUUUUCAUUCUGUCUCGUUUUUGCUAGCGGAUCCACAUGAUCACACAAACAUUAUGCCUUUAAACACACAGGGUUGUUCAGCACACUUUUCUAGUCUGAUGGGCUUCCAGUACCACCAGAAACGCUGCGGAGGAGAGUUCUCUGACGACGAGAAGCCUGUGUUUCUCUGCCAGCACUGUGGAAAAAACUACCGCUCCAAAGCUGGCAGAGACUACCAUGUGCGUACAGAACACUCCCUGACUAUGGCCGCCUUCGUCACAGGCACCAACAGCAAGGACAAUAUCACUGACACCAACAACAACACCGGCAAAGAGAGGGUAAGACAACAGUCCUGAUAGGAGACAUGUUUAUCUUUUUUGUUGUUUUUUGCUAUAGCCAAAGUUUACCCACUUCAAGUAUCACAUUCCUCUUCCUCUAGGUUGUUUCUGAAGGAUCUCCAACAAUAGGCAAGAAGGAGCACAGCCAGCAGAAGGAUUGGCAAGAGAGAGCGCCAUCCGUCCAUCUUAAGGAGAAGGAAAGAGACGCGAGGGACCAGAACAGGGAAAAGGAGAAAGAGCGGCAACGGGACAAAGAAAAAGCGGCGCAGAACGUGAGCCAAGGGGACGACUUUGAACGGACCCCCAGCGGCAGAGUGAGGCGCCGGUCGGCUCAGGUGGCCGUGUUCCACCUGCAGGAGAUAGCAGAGGACGAGCUGGCCAAAGACUGGGGCACCAAACGCCGCAUCAAGGAUGACCUUGUACCUGAUAGCAAGAGGGUGAGAAGGAAGAUAUUCACACUAAUCCAUACAUGUUCAUGUUCAACAGAUACUUAAAAACUGUAACCUUGAAUACUUGAUGGAACAAUAACAGCUGUUCUUCUUGGUAUAGUUAAACUACACCCGUCCAGGCCUUCCAAACUUCAGCCCAGAGCUACUAGAGACCUGGAAGAACCAAGUCAAGGAAAAGGGCUUCAUCUGCUGCACCAACAUGGUAAGAAUCAGCCCCCAUGUAUGAUAUACUUGAUAUCUAGCUCUAUGAGUAAAACAAUAAAGCAGCUGAUAUCAACUGAGUGACGUCUCUUUUGUCUCAGAACUGUGAGGCUGUCUAUUCCAGCGUCUCGGGACUAAAAGCGCACCUCGCCAACUGCAGCCAGGUACAAACACUCACCUGCAGCGCACCCGACCUGAUGACAUAUUUCUCUGUGAGAUGAUGUGGUAAAAAUAACAACACAGACGCACGCUCACACACUCGCACGCCGGAGUUCCCUCAGAUUCUUAACCCAGAUUUGUUCCGUAGUGCAUAGCAAGGUCAGGCUGUGUACGAGCUCUUUUCUAACUUCUAUUUUUGUCUUUCACGAGAGUUUUGAAGCGUUUUGCUUUUGGAACCUGCCUGUAGAAUAAAUUUAAUGUUACAGCACAAGAAUAUCGCAAAGAUAGAGUGUUUUUUCACUUAUAUGUUUGGGGCUUCUAUCCGUUUAUUCAAAAAAGGAAAAGACUUUGAAUUGAAAGAGCUGGAAGUGACAUGCCCAAAAGGCUGAGGGUUGGAAUCAGACCUAAACUGCCAGCUUGAGGUCUAACUCCCCUCUACAUAGGGAGCAAGCGACUUAACCACUAGGCCAAACCAGUUCCCCAGUUUCCAGUUUCAGUGAAAUAAAACCCACAAAAUGUCGAACUCUUCCUGAUUUAUUAUUCUCCCGCUUCUCGGUGCAGCCCGGACAGCUUAAGAAGACAUUUACGAACAUUGACGUUGCCUGCUGGCUCCAAACGAGUGUUUAACAGAUGAUCAUUUUCAAUCAUGUGCAGCUGCACAGAUUGCUCAGGCUGUAUAACAUCUGUACUAACUGUACGCUGUGUGUGUGUUUGUGUUUCAGGGUGGUGGUGAGAUGGGGAAGUACACUUGUCUGAUUUGCCAGAAAGAGUUUAGCUCAGAGAGCGGUGUGAAAUACCACAUCAGUAAGACACACUCGCAGGUAAGUUUGUCUCUGUGUAAAUAAUAGGAUAAUGAGGUGUUACCCUGUUGUGCAAACAAGUGCUAAAACGGUUUACAUAGGACUUGUCAGCACAUCAUACCGGUCUUGAUCCUGCUCAGAAAAAUGUAAACAAUGCAGACAUUUUGUACCCACCACAUGACUUUGCAAAGUUUUGUUGUUGUAACUCCUCUAACUGUAUGUUUUUCAGAGUCAGAGCUGAUCACUCACUGUGUUUUUAUUAUCUCAGAACUGGUUUCGAGCAGCAGCCACUCAAGUGGUUUCCAGUAGCAAGACUAAAGUGCCAGAGAAUGGUGGGAUAAAAGCCGAGGUGAGGAACGGUGCCACCACCGGAAAGAAGAGGGGACGUAAGCCCAAAGAGCGCCCACCUGCUAUAGAGCCUCUCCAAACAAAAACUGAAGCACCUACCGCCACUCAAAACUCAGCCCCUGCAGUGAACCCUUCGACACAGUCCCCCACACUGAUCCCCGACCCAACGGACAGUGCUAAUUCAGGCCAAAACAGACAGCCAAUCCCCUUCGCCGCCAGACGAAGCAAACCCAAGAGGCUGUCAUUUUCAGAGUAG